AUGGUCCACCCAGCGGCCCAGCCCGACCUACUCCACAUAAGUGCGACCACACCGGAGCAGUUCAAUGACCAGCCUACCUCUUUCCCGGCUUUUCGAGGAGAUACGCCCUUGCUCCAACAAACAGGAACAGAUUCCAUUGCCAUAUUGGCCACGGCCGAGCGAGCUGUCACGUGCCAUAUUGAAACAACACCCGCCCCCUCUAUGGCCGAUGGCGACGCCUUUGACAAAACAAGCCUGGCCGCAUGUACCGAGAUAGCCUUUGCAGCAAGUACCAGAGACCUUUUCGAGCAAUGUAAAACAGACCGCGACAGAUUCUUACAUACUAUCAAAGAAGCCAAAGCGACGUUCCCAACCGGCCAGGGAUGGGAAGCCGCGAUCGCCACGAAGAAAGAUAAUGCUGACAUUCGCGAUCUCAUGAGGAUAUUUCAUAGAUUCGAAUGCCACAACAUUUACAAACAUGUCAUGGAAGCUGGCUUUCAUACAGGAACACACUGGAUCCGGGAUAUGCGUGCUCAGCUUGCGAAUAAACUUUGUCACGACUUUCCAGGUCGUUUUCAAGAUCAAAAGACUGCUAAUAGAACGUUGAAUUGGGUAGACCACGGUUGCAAAUAUGAACAGUGGGCUGGGAUGUUUAGCGAAACAAUGGACCUUGGGUAUCUUAUUGCGCUGCCUUCAGAUAUACCACAUUCAGCGUAUGGCCCUCUCCUGUUGAUCCUCAUCAACGGUCUUCAACUCACAGGUGUCCUGCAGAUAUACGUCAAGAUGCACUAA
This is a messenger RNA of Penicillium atrosanguineum, 771 nucleotides long. RefSeq lists its product as uncharacterized. The record is from RefSeq and is a predicted model, not a curated record. Lineage: Eukaryota; Fungi; Ascomycota; Eurotiomycetes; Eurotiales; Aspergillaceae. The transcript has a single exon. Bases 1 to 771 code for a protein of 256 amino acids.